Molecule: messenger RNA, 1592 nt
Organism: Lycium ferocissimum
Lineage: Eukaryota; Viridiplantae; Streptophyta; Magnoliopsida; Solanales; Solanaceae
Product: F-box protein SKP2A-like
Exons: 4
Coding region: 171-1250 (359 amino acids)
Biological process (GO): SCF-dependent proteasomal ubiquitin-dependent protein catabolic process
Cellular component (GO): SCF ubiquitin ligase complex
Molecular function (GO): protein binding
Source: RefSeq, a predicted model, not a curated record
ACAACAGUAGUAUACGCUAAAGUCUAUCUCUUACUUUAACUUCAACUCAUCUCUCUCUCUCUAUAUAUUUUUGUUUUAAGGAUAUUCUUUUUUGGGCUUUGUCCUCUGUGCCUUUGUAUAAAUAUAGGUGGAAGUUUUUUUUUUAGAAAGGCAAGAACUUUGAAUAGGAAAUGAUAGGGGUGGAAGACUUGAGUUUGGAGAAGCUGAUGGUGAAUAGUAGCAGUUGUAAAAUGGGGAGUGGGGUGAUCGAAGAGUGGAAAGAUAUACCUAUGGAGUUGUUGUUAAGGAUUGCAUCACUUCUCGAUGAUAGGGCUGUGAUUGUUGCUUCUGGUGUUUGUAGUGGUUGGAGAGAUGCUAUUUCUUGGGGACUCACUCAUCUUUCCCUUUCUUGGUGCAAGAGGAAUAUGAACAACUUAGUGCUAACACUUGCCCCCAAGUUCACGAAGCUGGAGGUUCUAAUUCUUAGACAAGAUUUACCACAACUUGAGGAUGAUGGCGUCGAGACAAUUGCCAAUCACUGUCAUGAAUUGCAAGACCUUGAUCUUAGCAAAAGUUUCAAGUUAACUGACCGUUCCCUUUAUGCUUUAGCUCAUGGCUGUCCAAACCUCACGAAGCUGAAUAUCAGUGGCUGCUCUGCUUUCAGUGAUAAUGCAGUUGCAUAUCUCGCUGAGCGUUGCCGAAAACUAAGAGUCUUAAACCUUUGUGGUUGUGUUAAAGCUGCAACCGAUAAAGCAUUGAAGGCUAUUGGUUAUUACUGUAACAGAUUGCAGACUGUAAAUCUAGGUUGGUGUGACAAAGUUGGUGAUGAAGGUGUAAGGAGUUUGGCUUAUGGGUGUCCUGAUCUCAGACUCCUUGAUCUGUGUGGCUGUGUCCUUAUAACAGAUGAGAGUGUGAUUGCUUUGGCAAACAAUUGCCCUCACUUAAGAUCCCUCGGUCUUUACUUCUGCCAGAACAUCACAGACAGAGCAAUGUACUCUCUGGCUCAGAGUCGUGUCAAAAACAAGCACGAGAUGUGGGCGUCUAUGAAGAAGCACAGGUACGAGGACGAAGGGCUUAUGAAUCUAAACAUCAGCCAGUGCACUGCUCUCACACCUCCUGCCGUUCAGGCAGUUUGCGAAGCAUUUCCUGCUCUGCACACGUGCCCCGGACGACAUUCCCUCAUCAUUAGCGGCUGCUUGAACUUAACAUCAGUGCACUGUGCAUGUUCUGUUCAAGCACACCGUGCACGUGUUCUCCAUCCAGCUCACUGAGUGUUGUUCUGUGGAGGGAAAUUUCCAAGUUUGGAGGCCUUCAUUAGAGGGGGGGAAAGGCAAAAGAGGACCAAAAGGUGGAACUAGGCCUUGUACAUAUUCGUUAAUGUAAAAUCUAUGCUGGACAAUCUUUUUGGCUGUAUAAGCCAUUCGGUUCUGUUUGUUUACUCUUUUGGACUGAGAACUUGUUGGUUUUAUGUUACUCUGACUCCUUUCAUGUGUUAAAUGUUUGGUCAAGGACAUUUGUUUCAUGUUCCCCCCUAUAUAUGGACAAAUGACUUUUUAAUGGAGAAAUUAUAUUUUCUUCCAAACCAUAGAAGAAAAAGCUUCUCAUUGCCUUCA